GCUUUGCCUAUUUGGGCGAUCCUAUAAGACAGCGAUUUCAUCGUUGUGCUCUCGUUAAUCUAUUCACAGUCAAAGAUUUCCGUUCAUUACUACUUUCCUUCAAGUUUUAUCUCCCAAUUCGUACCACACCAAGGAAUCCAGAUAUUUUACUUAUUUGGUUUCCUUAUUUGCCCAAUAUUUCUCAACGUUAAAUUCUCACACACCCCUUAUUCUCCCUUGUUCAAUGAAAAAACUCCCUCCUUAAAAAAUCCCCUCUUCUUCCAUGAAAAGUGAAAACACUCCCAUCCUUUUAUGAGUGAGUCCUGCCUGCUACAACAAAGAUGGAUAUUGCAAAUUUAAGGCCUCUCAAGCACACAGUGCACAACAGAAUUAUCAAGAAAACCGUAAAACCUCAGGCACACGAGGCAAGAGCAAGAACAAUCAAGAUUUCCGUGACGGAUCCCGACGCCACCGAUUCCUCCAGCGACGAAGAGGAGCUCUUGUUCCCUCGCCGCCGCGUCAAGAAAUACGUGACCGAGAUCAGAAUAGAGACGGGCAGCGCUGACACCACCACCAGAAAGCGCCCCGCCGCCGCCGCAGAAAGCGCCAAGCCAAAGCAGCCCGCGGAGGGCGAGUGCCGCAAGUUCCGCGGCGUGCGGCGCCGCCCCUGGGGCAAGUGGGCCGCCGAAAUCAGAGACCCUUGCAAAAAGAUCAGGCUGUGGCUGGGGACCUACGACACCGCCGAGGAGGCCGCCAUGGUCUACGACAACGCCGCCAUCAAACUCCGCGGCCCCGACGCCUUGACCAACUUCGGCGUCCCCACAACCAAAAACAAUGUGCUUUCAUCAUGUGAUGACGAUUCUGUCUCCAGCUACGAUUUCCACAAUCGUUCCUCGCCGGCUUCCGUUCUCCGCUUCCGAAGCAGCCCCACCAGCUGCGAAGACAGCUCUUCUCCCAGCGCUUCCAAAUCCACCCAAGAGGAAGUGUGCGGGGAUUAUUGUGCUGACUCCUUGCCUAUGACCACCGACUUCUUGGAUGAUUUCUUCAAUUUCGAUAUGCAAGAUCAGACAUUGUUGUUUGACGAAACAAAUAUCGGAGAUAUUCAUUUUCCGGUGGAUGAUGAAUUAGCUAUUGGGGAUUUCAAUGAUUCCUUCGAUUUUGGAGAGUUGAAGUACGAAUUUCCGGGUCUGUUUAAGGAUUCAUUUCAAGAUCACUGUAUUGGUGAGACCCGUCAAGACGAGGUUCAAAGCAUGUCGGAGUUGGUGGAUUUUAAUGAUUCGUCUUUUCAACAAUAUUCCGGCGAGUUUGAUGUUCUUAGUUUAGUUGGAGUGGAAGAAGAUAAUUUAUUUGAUAUGUUUACAGAUGGACUAGUACAAGUGUCCUAGUGUUUUUUUACCUUUCCCUACUUGCCAAGUAACGGCAAAUUUUGUUAAGGGCAGAGUUUCAAUUUCCUUUUGUUUAGUUUACAAAAUAAUUUUGUGUAUUCGGAAGAGAUUUUUAGUUAAGAAAAAAAAGGUUGAUCUGGCAUUCCAUUUUGUUUC
Molecule: messenger RNA, 1520 nt
Organism: Salvia hispanica
Lineage: Eukaryota; Viridiplantae; Streptophyta; Magnoliopsida; Lamiales; Lamiaceae
Product: ethylene-responsive transcription factor CRF5-like
Biological process (GO): regulation of DNA-templated transcription
Molecular function (GO): DNA-binding transcription factor activity; DNA binding
Source: RefSeq, a predicted model, not a curated record